This is a messenger RNA of Zymoseptoria tritici IPO323, 2543 nucleotides long. RefSeq lists its product as uncharacterized. Lineage: Eukaryota; Fungi; Ascomycota; Dothideomycetes; Mycosphaerellales; Mycosphaerellaceae. The coding region runs from base 42 to 2543 and encodes 833 amino acids. The transcript has 2 exons. Gene Ontology annotation, molecular function: phosphatidylinositol-4,5-bisphosphate binding. The record is from RefSeq and is a predicted model, not a curated record. Gene Ontology annotation, cellular component: plasma membrane; cytoplasm; TORC2 complex. Gene Ontology annotation, biological process: TORC2 signaling.
AUCAUCCCUUACCUGCCAGCUGGUCUGGCAUCACGAUAACAAUGUCUCUCCUUAUGAAUGAGGAGUUCUCGAUCUAUCAGCUACGUCUGGGCUAUCUCAACCAGAUCCACGACGGCGUUGGCGAGCGAUUGAUCAAUCUGAACCCCGCUGUGCUGAACAACCCAGCAUUUCGCACCGCGGGCUGGGUUCCUGACACGGCUGCGAUCAAGCGAUGCUAUUCUCCACCGAUACCCACCGGGACCUCCGACUUCAGCAAUGAGUAUUUCCACCGCCCACAGCGAAGACCCACGGCUGGGCAAUUUGAGGAUGAAGAUGGUAGAGGCAUGGUCACGGGCCAGGGCAGUGAGGAUACCUUGGGACCGACAGGUCUGCGGAAUGAGAGGAAACGUGAAAGGAGACGGCGGAAAGAGCAAGUAGAGGAGGACGACAGCUCGGAUCUGAGCGACGACAGUGAUGAAGAUGAGAAAGGUCCAGCGCAGAGCAUCAAGUUCAGCAAGAUGCCUGUCCGACAUCGAGCACACUCUUCUCCCCCACGGGAGCCGGGCCCUCUGGUAGAUGAUGGUCCAGCUUUGCUCAUUACCAGUCCGUCUCGGCCGCCGGAAUCUACCUUGCAGCGACUGCGUAGUGGGAGCGCCGGUGCCGUGGAAGCGGUGAAACAGCGAGCGAGGAGAGACACGGCAACGAGCUCCGACAUGUCAAGUGACAACGAUGUCGCGCCAUCUACCUUCAAGAGAAAGCUUCCCGGCAGGCCCGGGAAGGGUCCAAGCAUGUUGGCUGUCGAGGAUGACAUUAUGGAGGAAGAAGAUAACGGCAACAAUUACCUGGAAGACGACGACGACAUCGGCGAGGCGUCAGACUUGAGCGACGAAUUCGAAGGCACAGCCGACUCGCCAUCGAUGUUGGGAAUACAAGGCGCAAAUAGCGGUAUCUCGACAUCAAAACAGCAAAAGGAACUGCUACCAAAGCUUCCCAAGCUACCUCCUGGUCAAAGACCUAUGAGUAUGGCUCAGCCAACGUCGAUGAUCAGCAUGAUGUUGAAGGGAAGUCCAUCUGCAGCGGACGACAAGCCCUUCCAGCGGUUUGCAGUACUGUCUGGCAAAGAUGAAACGAAUCCCUUGUGGAUCAAAAUUUACGCCCCGUUUUCGGAGACGCCCACCAAGCCUGUCGAAGUACCAUUGAAACGGACCAAAGAUGAUCGUCCAAUCACUGUCUCGGAGCUUAUUGGUCUGGCACUGUGGAGGUAUGUCGAGGAAGACUUUAAGCCGCCACUGCAAGCCGAUGAAGGUAACAUCAACCACUGGACAUUGCGUAUUGUCGAAGACGAAGAGAUCGAUUUCGACUUUCCAGCUCUUGCACGCACUCGACCAGUCGUGGACUUCACCUCGAACAACAACAGGCCGCCACAACGACGAGCAAGGGACAAGCCUUGGGAUGAAUUCGGACUGGUCAAGGCAACACCCGAGCAGUUCAAGGAGAACGAGCAGCUGACACCUCAGCUUGGAGAAGCGUCUAGGCCUGCUAAGACUGCGGUACCCGUAAAUUCGGCUAAUACUCAAAGUGAAUCCGCGCCACGAAUGCCUCCUGCGCCGUUAAGAAGAGGGACAUCAGAUGGACAACAAGCACCGGUCGCGCCUAGUUUCAAUCCUGCUCGCAACCCGAUCACAGGUCCCUCAUUCGCACCGAGUGCAUUGAAGAAAGAUGCGUCCACCCGGCUUGACCUUCCGCAACGUGAAGCCAGACAGGGCGCCUCGAAGACUGGCGCCCCUCGGACUGUCAUUGUUCAUCAUACAGACCUGCAGACCUUUGCUAUCCGUUCGGAACGGUUCGAAACGACGACAGACAGCUAUAUUGCCGAAAUCUUCGAGUCGACAUGCACCCGUCUGGGGCUCGAACGAGCGCUUUACGUGCUCAAAGUUCACGGUACUCAGACCGUGGCACCACCCGACCGCACCAUCGAAGCUCUUGGGGAUCGUCUUCAGCUUGAUCUCGUCCAACGUCGCUUCCCAGGUACGGGCAUGGGUCUCUCCGGCUCACCCGGCAGCUCAUCGCCUAACGCACCCCUCGAACUCACGCCUGCCAACGCCACUCCGUCUCACGCCCGCAAAAAGGGCAUGAAAGGGCUGAUGUACCCCUUGACCGCGCAACAACAACGAUCCAACAACGUCGACCUCCAACAAACCUCCUCCCACAUCCUUGGCAUCGGCCAAGAAGGCAAACGCUACAAUGUCCUCCGCAAACAACCACUCAGCUUCGCCGCCACUCACCCGCGAACCUUGAUCAUCACACCAGAGUACAUCACCGUCAUGCCCGCAGCUCCUGGAUCGCUGGCGGCACCGACGGGUAAAGUGACGAACGUACCCAUGAGUUCGGUAAUCGGCGCGAAAGUGAGUCGGAAGCAUCCGAAAAUGGUGAGGAUACUGGUGUUUCGCGAGAAGGAGACGAAAAGGUAUGAUUUCGAAGCGGCGACGAGGGAGGAAGCGGAGGAGAUCGUGGCGGACGUGAGGAAAGGAAUGGAGGUGUUUGGACUCGGAAUAGGAGAGUGA